Messenger RNA from Podospora bellae-mahoneyi, 2040 nucleotides. Its product is annotated as cytochrome P450-dit2. The transcript has 5 exons. The coding region runs from base 1 to 1530 and encodes 509 amino acids. The record is from RefSeq and is a predicted model, not a curated record. Gene Ontology annotation, molecular function: iron ion binding; monooxygenase activity; oxidoreductase activity, acting on paired donors, with incorporation or reduction of molecular oxygen. NCBI's taxonomy places the organism in Eukaryota, Fungi, Ascomycota, Sordariomycetes, Sordariales, Podosporaceae.
AUGUUGGGAUUCAUUGCAGAGCUACUGCUUCUCGCAGCCAUCGCUAUUUUUCUAGUCUACUAUAUCUUCUUGCUACCACCAAGAUACCCCGAAAACAUCCCUACCAUCCCCUUUUGGGUAGCCCUCAUUCCCUUUUUCAAGGAUGUCGACCAGUCCGACAUUUUUCGUCAAUAUAUCGACAAGCCACUUCGCACUCACGGCGCUGUCAAGUUCUUCUUUGCGGCUCAAUGGAAUAUUUUGGUGCACAAGCCCUCUUACAUCGCCGAGAUCUUCAAGGACGAAGACCUGUACGAAAAGAGCGGAAAUCAAAAAAAGAUCCCUCAUAGUGUUUUGGCACAGUUUCUUGGCGACAACAUCAUCUCUAGCCAUGGUCAAGUCUGGAAGAAAUACCAGUCUGUCAUCCGGCCAGGGCUGCAACGAAACAAUUUCGAGGUGGACAAGAUCGUCUUGAAUGCCGACAAACUGUGCAUGCUCGUGAAAGAUGCCCAGUCGCGCGGUGGAAGAGGCCGUGGCGUUGCUGUUCAAGGGUUGCUUCAGCGGUAUUCCGUGGCCAACUGCUCUGAGGUCAUUUUGCAGACCAACUUUGAUGCUCUCUCGGACAACGCACCCAUCAACAUUCUGCAAUCGGCAGUCAAGCGUGAGAUUUUCAAGCCCAUCUUUAUGAACUUUCCCAUUUUGGACCAGUUUUCUUUUCCAAGUCGGUUACGUGCCAGGAAAACUGUGGACAAGUUUCGAGGCGCCCUCAGGGAUGCUUUGAUCGAAAGCCACGAUCCCUCCUCCGCAAAAUCGUCAGCGCCCUGGCCCAAAGAUGGAUUGGGCCGCCGGCUGCUAGAUGCUCACCAGUCCGGUGAGUGGGAUGAAAAACAGAUGCAUGACAACUUGACAGUUCUCUUUGUAGCUGGCCAGGAAAAUCCCCAACUGUGCCUGAUAUCCACUCUUUACUUGCUAGCCAAGCAUCCUGAAAUUCAAGCCAGACUUUAUGAAGAACUCGUGUCUACAGGACUUUCAAUCCCCGCGCUAGCUCAAAACAUUGAAAUGCUGGCCAACCUCCCGCUCCUGACUGCUGUUAUUCUCGAGAGUCUGCGUCUCUUUCCUCCCAUCGGCCAGCUCAUCAAUCGGCGCACCUCCCAGGACACGCUCCUUGGCCACGCUUCCAUUGUAAUCCCCAGCGGCACAUACGUCGGAUACAACUGCUACUCGACAAACCGGGACCCGGAAGCUUGGGGACCGACAGCAGACCAGUUUGAUCCUUCUCGUUGGGGCGGUGAUGUAACAUCCAUCCAGAAGCAGCUCCGGUUACGCAAAUCUAAAGCAGAGUUUAUUUCUUUCCAUGGGGGCCGCAGAGCCUGUCUCGGGGAGAAGUUUGCUCUGUUGCAGAUGAGGGUCACACUGUGCAAGCUACUGGGGGCGUUCAUGUGGAUGCUGGAUCCGGAGUGGAUUGACAGAAAGACGCCAGCCGGGCCAUUGUACCCCAGGGAUCUAAGGCUGGUCUUUGAUAGCAGGGAGUUGGGGUCCGAGAAGAAGGGCUAAACGUUGAAUGGAUCGUUGGUCCUGGAGAGCGGAAGCGGGCAUAACGUAGAUUGGGUAGGCGUUUAUAAGAACGUGCAGGUAAUUUGUCUCACAUUGAUGAUUGUGCCGUACCAAACAAUACUCUGGACUCAUGCUGUCGUGUGUUGAUUAGCGUGUUUUCCCGGUGCGCCGAAUGUGGUGAUAUCUUCACAAUAGGUACCUGCCUAUCAUGCAGACACGUCUUGGCGUGGGUAUCAUGCCGUGGACCGGCAUGGCGGCCGAAUGCGCAUGCUGCUUCCACGUUAAGUCAUCCAUGGAAUCUGUCAGAGGGAUCUGAGUACCGACAAAAGUCGAUUGGAUUAUCGUUGGUGGAUGACGGAGAGAGCCGGCCACAGGCCAUGCGCGUGGUGCAACGGGUACGAACAGUUACUCAGGACGACUGGAGAUAUGCAGACGAGCCAAGCUCAGCCUUCCUGAUCACCCACAGGAAACACGGCGUCUGCUAUUCAUAUCUGCAUUCGUGAUUCGGCC